Messenger RNA from Epinephelus lanceolatus (giant grouper), 2979 nucleotides. NCBI's taxonomy places the organism in Eukaryota, Metazoa, Chordata, Actinopteri, Perciformes, Serranidae. The record is from RefSeq and is a predicted model, not a curated record.
GAUGAUGGUGAUGAUGAUGAUGAUGACCAUGAUGUUGGUGAUAAUCAUUAUGAUGAUGAUGAUGAUGAUGAGGUGUCCGCACAGGUGGCCAAACACGUUCAAGUGGUCAUACAGGUAUUUAUGCAGGUGUCCGCACAGCUGUCUGUACAGGUGGCCGAACAGAUACACGUGUUCGUAUGGAUGGCUGAACAGAUGUCUGUACAGGUGUCCGCACAGGUGGCCGAACACGUACAGGUUGUCAUACAGGUGGUUGAACAGGUGUGGGUACAGGUGUCCGUACAGGUGUCCGCACAGGUGGCCGAACAGGUACAGGUACAGGUGUUUGUACAGGUGUCCGAACAAGUACACGUGUUUGUACGGAUGGCUGAACAGAUGUCCGUACAGGUGGCCGAACAGGUACAGGUACAGGUGUUUGUACAGGUGUCUGAACAGAUGUCUGUACAGGUGGCUGAACAGGUACACAUGUUCGUACGGAUGGCCGAACAGAUGUCUUUACAGGUGGCUGUACAGGUACAGGUGUCCAUACAGGUGGCCGAACAGGUGUCUUUGCAGGUGACCGAACAGAUACAGGUGUCUGCACAGGUGGCCGAACAGGUACAAGUGUCCAUACAGGUGUCUGUACAGGUUCAGGUGUCCAUACAGGUACAGGUGUCUAUACAGGUGUCUGUUCAGGUGGCUGAACAGGUACAGGUGUUCGUACAGGUGUCCAUACAGGUACAAGUGUCCAUACAGGUGUCCAUACAGGUACAGGUGUCCAUACAGGUGUCUGUUCAGGCGGCCAAACAGGUACAGGUGUUCGUACAGGUGUCCGUACAGGUGUCUGUGCAGGUGGCCGAACAGAUACAGGUGUCUGCACAGGUGGCCGAACAGGUACAAGUGUCCAUACAGGUGUCCGUACAGGUACAGGUGUCUAUACAGUGUCCGUACAGGUACAGGUGUCCAUACAGGUGUCUGUACAGGUGUCUGUUCAGGUGGCAGAACAGGUACAGGUGUUAGCACAGGUGUCCGUACAGGUGGCCGUACAGGUUGCCGUACAUGUACAGGUGUCCAUACAGGUGACCGAACAGGUACAGGCAUCUGGUUGUACAGGUGGUCAUCAGGUGCCUGUACAGGUGGUCGUACAGGUGGUCGUCAGGUGGCUGUACAAGUCCGCACAGGUGGUUGUCAGAUGGCCAUACAGGUGGUUGCAGGUGGCCGUACAGGUGAUCAUCAGGUGGCCGUACAGGUGGUCGUCAAGUGGCCGCACAGGUGGUCAUCAGGUGGCCAUACAGGUGGUUGUCAGGUGGUCGUUGUGUGGCCUUACAGGUGGUUGUCAGGUGGCUGUACAAGUCCGUACAGGUGGUUGUCAGGUGGCCAUACAGGUGGUCUUCAGGUGGCUGCACAAGUCCGUACAGGUGGUUGUCAGGUGGUCGUCAGGUGGUGGUCAGGUGUUCAUACAGGUGACCGAACAGGUACAGGCACCUGGUCGUACAGGUGGUCGUCAGGUGGCCGUACAGGUGGUCAUCAGGUGGCUGUACAAGUCCGUACAGGUGGUUGUUAGAUGGCUAUACAGGUGGUUGCAGGUGGCCGUACAGGUGAUCAUCAGGUGGCUGUACAGGUGGUCGUCAAGUGGCCAUACAGGUGGUUGCAGGUGGCCGUACAGGUGAUCAUCAGGUGGCUGUACAGGUGGUCGUCAAGUGGCUGUACAGGUGGUCGUCAUGUGGCCAUACAGGUGGUCAUCAGGUGGUCGUCAUGUGGCCUUACAGAUGGUUGUCAGGUGGCCAUACAGGUGGUCUUCAAGUGGUUGUCAGGUGGCUGUACAAGUCCAUACAGGUGGUUGUCAGGUGGCUGUACAAGUCCGUACAGGUGGUUAUCAGAUGGUCGUCAGGUGGUCUUCAGGUGGUCGUCAGGUGGUCUUUUGGUGGCCGUACAGGUGGUCAUCAGGUGGUCUUCAGGUGGUCGUCAGGUGGUCGUCAGGUGGUCUUCAGGUGGCCGUACAGGUGGUCUUUAGGUGGUCGUCAGGUGGCCAUACAGGUGGUCGUCAGGUGGUCUUCAGGUGGUCGUCAGGUGGUCGUAAGGUGGCCGUACAGGUGGUCGUCAGGUGGCCGUACAGGUGGCCAUACAGGUGGUCAUCAGGUGGUCUUCAAGUGGUUGUCAGGUGGUCAUCAGGUGGCCGAACAGGUGAUUGUCAGGUGGCCAUACAGGUGGUCAUCACGUGGUCUUCAAGUGGUUGUCAGGUGGUCAUCAGGUGGCCGUACAGGUGUAGCAGAGCUUUUUUUUUCUUUGUGUUUUUACUGGUUAUUUUUGUACCUGACCGCUGUAAAAGAUUCAGAUGUUUUUUUAAAGUCUGACAGUCGUGUAGCAGAGCGCUGUAAAAAGAGAAAAAUAUUUAUAAACUGUUCUUGAUGUGAAAAAAAGACCAAAAUCUGUCGAUCAAAUGUUUUUAUAUUUACAAAAAAAGAAUCUCUGAUGCUCAUCUGUAUGGAAGAAAAACAGGAAGUGAUGUUUUUUAUAUUUUAAAGAAAAAAAAACUAUUUUAAAACAAAAAUAUUUUGGCACGUUGGUGGUGAUUGGAUGGUUUCAGCCAUCGUUCCAUAACACUGACUGGACUCUAAUUUAACUACAGUUUAACUCCAGUUAAACUCCAGUUGUUUGAUUUCUAAACAGAACAGAAACAGCCAGUGAGGGACAGGAUUGGUUUUCAAUCCAACUUUAGAUAAUCAGCUCACUGAUCAAUAAUCAGCUGUGUGAUCAAUAAUCAGCUGUGUGAUCCAUUACCUGCCUUAAUGUGUGAGGGUCACCUGGAGGUAGAGUGUUUUGGGCACGGUGGCUGACAGGUGUCUGCAGACAGAGAUGAUGUGAUGAAUGCACUGAAUUGAUUAUCGAUGGAUGAUGAGCUGAUUGAUUAGCAUGAUGUCAGAGCAUUCUGGGACGUGUUGGUGAAUCCUGUGUUUGUGAAUCAGCUCAAAGCCAAGGCGAGAUUAAAUGUUUUAAUAUGAA